This is a messenger RNA of Leptopilina boulardi, 1763 nucleotides long. Its product is annotated as elongation of very long chain fatty acids protein AAEL008004. Gene Ontology annotation, molecular function: fatty acid elongase activity. Gene Ontology annotation, cellular component: endoplasmic reticulum membrane. The record is from RefSeq and is a predicted model, not a curated record. NCBI's taxonomy places the organism in Eukaryota, Metazoa, Arthropoda, Insecta, Hymenoptera, Figitidae. Gene Ontology annotation, biological process: sphingolipid biosynthetic process; fatty acid elongation, polyunsaturated fatty acid; fatty acid elongation, saturated fatty acid. The transcript is spliced from 4 exons. Bases 365 to 1213 code for a protein of 282 amino acids.
GAAGUAAAUACCGCGGCUCAGGAAAAGUGGUUGCUCGCGUGGGGCAUGUGCAAGGUUCUUUGAUUGUAAACCGGUAAGAAAGAAAAAUGGCAUGAUCCCUUGCAAGUGUGGCAAAUUCGAAUCAGUCUGAAUCAGUCGGUGGUCCAACGUUCAAGAAAACGAUCUUAUCAGUCUUGGUUUAACUAACCGGGAUUCCGAGGGCUGGAGGGUGGGUUAACAUUCUCACUGUGAUUUUCAAUUUUCGUUACUUUCAAAAACCAUUUUACAUUUAUUCACUGGACAAUUUUUGUGUCAAUAUCAACUCUUACAUCUAGGAAUUUCAUUGUUUAGGGCCAUAAUCAAAAAAGUACCAAAAUAUAUCAAAAUGUUGGGCGUUGUUGAGUAUUGGCGUGAUCUCAUAUACAACAAAAAUGAUCCCAGAACAAAAGAUUGGUUUCUCGUAACUGGUCCAGGGCCCUUAUUAAUGAUAGUUGUCACCUACGUUUAUUUCAGUACCUCCGCUGGUCCAAAGUAUAUGAGGGAUAAAAAACCAUACACUUUGAGGAACACAUUAAUUAUUUAUAAUUUCAUUCAAGUUCUUCUGAGCAUCUACCUAGUUUAUGAAGGACUUAUGGCUGGAUGGUGGAAUGAUUACAGUUUCCGUUGUCAACCAGUAGAUUAUUCUAAUAAUCCCAAAUCCUUGAGGAUGGCAAAAGGAGUCUAUACAUAUUUUAUUUGUAAAUUGAUAGAACUUUUGGACACAGUUUUCUUCGUAUUUAGAAAGAAACAACGUCAAAUUUCUUUUCUACAUGUUUAUCAUCACGCAAUGAUGCCAAUUUGUGCUUGGAUUGGUGUUCGAUAUGUACCAGGUGGUCAGUCAACUCUUCUUGGUGUCAUCAAUUCUUUCAUCCACGUCAUCAUGUACACAUACUACAUGCUUUCAGCGUUUGGUCCGGAGAUCCAAAAAUAUCUCUGGUGGAAGAGAUACUUAACAUUUCUACAGUUAGUACAGUUUUCCAUCAUCCUUGUUCACAAUGGACAAGUUCUUUUCACAGACUGCAAUUAUCCUAAGGUUUUAUCCUUCCUUCUUACUGUCAACGCCGCUCUAUUCAUCUAUCUCUUCGGCUCUUUUUACAUAAAGACUUAUACAAAAAAAUAUCAAUCACGUAAAUAUGAGAAAAUUAGUAAUGACAAUGUACAAUUCAAUGAAUCUCUCAGGACAAAAUCUAAAUAAGAAGAGUUUUUGAAACAAAUAAGUAAUAAAAAACACACAUAGCACGUAAAACGUCUGCAAUGUUAUAUAGCGUAUAUAUAUGUAUAAUCGUGCCGAGAAAUAUUGCUCUAAGAUUACAGUUUAAUAUUGACACCACAUCAAAUGGAAACAACGCAGCAAAUUAUUAAAAGUUUGUUUAUUUCUUUACUCUGCACUAUGUCGCAGAGUAUUUUGCCAUAGCAUCGAAAAUGCCCAAUAGAUUUCAAUGUACAUUUUGAAUAAAAAACUUUCUCAACUAUGUCACGCAAUUUUCCUCAAGCUUGCGACAACAUUGCAUUUCGUUUUACGAAAAGAUUCCGGCAACAAUGUACUUCUAAUUUGCUAAGUAAUAAUAUUGUGCUAUAUCCGGUAACUUUACGUGCUAUUUGAAAAGUAUUACGGUGCAAUAAGAAUGUAAUUAAAAUGAGAAACGUACGUAAUUUAAGAAUGAUGAAAAAUUACUGUGACGAGAUUAUGUUAAAUGAAUAAUUGUUAAAAUAAGGAGAAAAAUAAAACGCUUUAUGUAAAUUAA